AUAUCAUCAUACACCGCACACAGCGUCGAACCGUUAACAAAAUGGCGCUAUCGAUAAACUAACUUAAUGUACACUGCCGUUUUAUACAUGUAGUUUAUAGUGUAAUAUAUAAUGAAAGAUAUAAUUUUAGCUAGUUUAUCUGUCCUCGCAUCGAUCGUUCUUGUGAUACUGUUCGCAUUGCUAGGUUGGUUCAUCGUUUGGAAACUAAUAUUAAGCCGAUUCAGAUUCAUCAGAGAACUGAUAAAGAGCGCGGGGGACAGCACCAUCACUGAACUGAAGACUACCAGAAAUAAGGUUAAAAAAACCCGAAAAGACUGACCUAACCACUAAAAUGAACAUCCGCUGCGCGAAGCCCGAAGACCUCAUGAACAUGCAGCACUGCAACCUGCUGUGCCUGCCCGAGAACUACCAGAUGAAAUAUUACUUCUAUCACGGCUUGAGUUGGCCCCAACUGAGUUACGUGGCGGAAGACGAGAAAGGUAACAUUGUGGGCUACGUCCUCGCUAAAAUGGAGGAGGACCAGGAAGACUUAAAGCACGGUCAUAUUACUUCAUUAGCUGUUAAGAGAUCGCACCGCAGGCUCGGUCUGGCCCAGAAACUGAUGGAUCAAGCCUCCGAGGCGAUGGUGGAGUGUUUCGACGCUAAGUACGUGUCUCUGCACGUAAGGAAGAGCAACCGAGCCGCUUUAAAUCUGUACAAGAACUCUCUGAAGUUUGAAACUGUCGAGAUCGAGCCGAAGUAUUACGCCGACGGAGAGGAUGCAUAUUCGAUGAGGAGAGACCUGUCCGAGUUUUCGAGGAAAAUCAAGACGAAGCCCGACGAAAAGAAUGAGGAGUGACGAGGUACACGUUAUUUUUCCGUUUGUAUUUAACGAUUGCAUAAAUUAUUUGUUAUAUUUCUGUUUUAUUAAGGGAAUUAAAUAUACUAAUAGACUCGUGCAGUUCUCUGUAUAAAGUAGUUGAAUCACUUGACACUAGCGCUGGUUUUUGUAACGAUUAUUUACUUAAUUACAGCGAAAAUGUUAUAAACAUAAAAAUAUGUAAGAUGUAUCGCCAUUUAGGGGUAAUUCCAAAUAUAAUUUUUAAAUAAA
Anoplophora glabripennis (Asian longhorned beetle) is the source of this 1090-nucleotide messenger RNA. It is a transcript of the gene vnc, whose product is annotated as N-alpha-acetyltransferase 11. The transcript has 2 exons. Gene Ontology annotation, molecular function: protein N-terminal-serine acetyltransferase activity; protein-N-terminal-glutamate acetyltransferase activity. Bases 332 to 838 code for a protein of 168 amino acids. Gene Ontology annotation, biological process: N-terminal peptidyl-glutamic acid acetylation. The record is from RefSeq and is a predicted model, not a curated record. Gene Ontology annotation, cellular component: NatA complex. Lineage: Eukaryota; Metazoa; Arthropoda; Insecta; Coleoptera; Cerambycidae.